AUGCUCAAAUUAAGAGCAAGGAAUGGUAGGAAUUACCAAGAUCUUUGCUUAUUACUCUCACGAUCCGAUGGAAAUCCAAAAAUGCCUCAUGGUCGUAAAUCGAUUGGUUCUGUGAUAUGCCAGACAAUUUCUUCGUUUGGAAUAGGUCAGAUCAUCCGGUCGUCUAGAAAUGAGAACGCCGGAACUAAAAAGGCUUCUCCACAAGCCCAGAAGUGGGUUUGGAGUAACUUUGUUUUGGGAGAGGUGAGAAAACCGGUCAAGGCCAUAUGGCAAUGA
Molecule: messenger RNA, 276 nt
Organism: Sclerotinia sclerotiorum 1980 UF-70
Lineage: Eukaryota; Fungi; Ascomycota; Leotiomycetes; Helotiales; Sclerotiniaceae
Exons: 4
Coding region: 1-276 (91 amino acids)
Source: RefSeq, a predicted model, not a curated record